GUCUGUUAUACAUUUCUAAACCGCCUAUCGUACUCCAUUUUCAGUUUACACCGACUUGCCUGUGAUCCAAAUCUAUAUCAACACUUGCAAAAAAAACUGAAAGUAUUCUGGCAACAAUUUUGCUCAAACAACAACACUCAUGGUGUUCAUCAAUCUCCCAAACCACAAAACCCUAACCCUAAACAUCAAUCCAUCUACAUCUUCACUCCAAACCCUAACCCUACAAAUCCAUGAAAAAACCCAAAUCCCAAUCACCCAACAACGCCUCUAUUCAUCCUGCAAACGUCUAAUUAACCCCAAACAACCCUUAUCCGAUUUGGGUAUUUCCCCAAAUUCAACCCUAACCUUACACAUCCCUCUAUUAGGAGGUAUGCAAGCACCCGUUGCCCCGAAAGCCCGGCUCGAUUUCCUCAACACACGGCCCCCCGCGAAUUACGUCGCGGGUUUGGGCCGUGGGGCAACGGGAUUCACGACCCGGUCCGAUAUCGGCCCGGCCCGUGCUGCCCCCGACCUCCCUGAUCGUGCUGCGGGUGCCCAGGCACCCGCGGCGCCCGGUGUUGGUCGGGGACGUGGGAAAGAGGAAGAUGAUAAUGAGGAUGAUGCUGAGGAAAAAGGGUAUGAUGAGAAUCAGAAAUUUGAUGAGUUUGAAGGUAAUGAUGUGGGGUUGUUUGCAUCAGCUGAGUAUGAUGAGGAUGAUAAAGAAGCUGAUGCUAUUUGGGAGAGUAUUGAUCAGAGAAUGGAUUCGAGGCGGAAAGAUAGGAGAGAAGCUAGGUUAAAGCAAGAGAUUGAGAAGUAUCGAGCUUCGAAUCCGAAGAUUACUGAACAGUUUGCUGAUUUGAAGAGGAAAUUGUAUACAUUGUCUAGUGAUGAGUGGGAUAGUAUACCUGAAAUAGGGGAUUAUUCGUUACGGAAUAAGAAGAAGAGGUUUGAGAGUUUCGUGCCUGUUCCCGAUACCCUUUUGGAGAAGGCGAGACAGGAGAAAGAACAUGUGAGUGCGUUGGAUCCGAGGAGUAGGAUAGUUGGUGGAAUGGAGACGCCUUCUUCGCAGACGCCUGUUGCUGAUUUGACUGCGGUGGGUGAAGGGAGAGGAACCGUGUUGUCGGUGAGGUUGGAUAGGAUUUUGGACUCGGUUACUGGGCAAACGGUCGUGGAUCCUAAGGGAUAUUUGACUGAUUUGAAGAGUAUGAAGAUUACUAGCGAUGCUGAGAUUUCCGAUAUAAAGAAGGCUAGAUUGUUGCUUAAGUCGGUUACUCAGACGAAUCCGAAGCAUCCUCCUGGUUGGAUAGCAGCUGCUAGAUUGGAGGAGGUUGCAGGGAAGAUGCAGGUAGCAAGACAGUUGAUAAAGAAAGGUUGUGAAGAGUGUCCUAAGAAUGAGGAUGUUUGGUUGGAGGCGUGUCGUUUGGCGAGCCCGCUGGAGGCUAAGGCAGUGAUUGCUCAAGGUGUUAAAGCAAAUCCUAACUCGGUAAAGUUGUGGAUGCAGGCUUCAAAGUUGGAGGAAGAUACAGCGAACAAGAGCCGUGUGUUGAGGAAAGGCUUAGAGCAUAUCCCCGAUUCGGUGAGGUUGUGGAAAGCUGUUGUGGAGUUGGCUAAUGAAGAAGAUGCUAGACUUUUGCUUCAGAGGGCUGUGGAAUGCUGCCCAUUGCAUGUGGAGCUUUGGCUUGCUCUUGCUAAGUUGGAAACUUAUGAAAAUGCUAAGAAGGUACUUAACAAGGCUAGAGAAAAGCUACGUAAAGAGCCUGCCAUUUGGAUCACUGCAGCUAGGCUUGAAGAAGCCAAUGGGAAUUCUGCUUCAGUUGGGAAAAUUAUUGAAAGGGCAAUCAGGGCUUUGCAGAAUGAAGGUUUGGAGAUUGACAGGGAGGCUUGGAUGAAGGAGGCUGAAGGAUGUGAAAGAGCCGGUUCUCUUGGGACUUGCCAAGCUAUAAUAAAUAACACUGUUGGGGUUGGUGUUGAGGAAGAAGAUAGGAAGAGGACCUGGGUUGCUGAUGCUGAGGAGUGCAAGAAAAGGGGUUCUAUUGAAACGGCAAAAUACAUUUAUGCACAUGCUCUUACUGUAUUUAGAACUAAGAAAAGCAUCUGGCUUAAAGCUGCACAGCUCGAGAAAAGCCAUGGCACUAGGGAAUCGCUUGAUGCACUUCUUCGAAAAGCAGUUACCUACAUUCCAAAGGCUGAGGUUCUAUGGUUGAUGGGUGCCAAGGAGAAGUGGCUUGCUGGUGAUGUUCCUGCAGCUCGAGCAAUUCUGGAGGAAGCAUUCGCUGCAAUUCCUGAUUCUGAGGAGAUAUGGCUUGCUGCUUUCAAGCUCGAGUUUGAGAACCGUGAGACAGAGAGGGCAAGGAAGCUUCUUGCUAAGGCACGUGAAAGGGGAGGCUUGGAACGUGUCUGGAUGAAGUCAGCCAUUGUGGAGAGAGAGCUUGGAAAUGUGGAUGAGGAGAGGAGAUUGCUGGACGAAGCAUUGAGGCGCUUCCCCUCAUUUUUCAAACUUUGGUUGAUGUUGGGACAGCUGGAAGAAAGACUUGGUAAUUCUGACAAGGCAAAGGAUGCCUUUGAGUCUGGCAUUAAGCAUUGCCCCAAUUGUAUACCCCUUUGGCUAUCCCUUGCUUCUCUAGAGGAGAAGAUGAAUGGGCUGAGCAAAGCUCGAGCAGUUCUUACCAUGGCCAGGAAGAAGAAUCCUCAGAACCCUGAGCUAUGGCUUGCAGCUGUGCGGGCUGAAGCUAGGCAUGGCUACAAAAGGGAAGCUGAUAUUUCCAUGGCUAAAGCAUUGCAGGAGUGCCCCAACAGUGGCAUUCUAUGGGCUGCUUCAAUUGAGAUGGCGCCUCGGCCUCAAAGAAAAACCAAGAGCUCUGACGCUUUAAAGAAGUGUGAUCAUGAUCCCCAUGUUAUUGCUGCUGUCGCUAAGCUGUUUUGGCAGGAGAGGAAAGUUGACAAAGCAAGAAAUUGGUUCAACAGGGCAGUGACCCUUGCACCAGAUAUUGGUGAUUUCUGGGCAUUGUACUACAAAUUUGAACAGCAGCAUGGAGCAGAAGAGCAGAGGAGCGAUGUGCUGAAGAGAUGUGUUGCUGCAGAGCCAAAGCAUGGUGAAAAAUGGCAAGCUACAGCAAAGGCCGUAGAGAACUCUCAUGAACCAACUGAAAGCAUACUGAAGAAGGUGGUAGCCACACUAAAGAAGGAGGAGACUUUGGCUGAAAAUAACCACAAUUAAUCUGCUGUAUGUGUGAGUCUUUGUACUUGAUAAUCUAGCGAGAUUUAUAGGUUAGGAGACAGUAGUGAAAACAUCCUUGUUUGAAUUGUACUUCAAAUGGUUGGAUCUUGGUUGUAUUUGUCACGUCAUGGUGAGCUUAUUAUUGCAAUUUUCCAGUUCUCAUAUUAUGGCUGGAUGGAUAUUUCUGA
Molecule: messenger RNA, 3384 nt
Organism: Lycium ferocissimum
Lineage: Eukaryota; Viridiplantae; Streptophyta; Magnoliopsida; Solanales; Solanaceae
Product: protein STABILIZED1
Exons: 1
Coding region: 140-3196 (1018 amino acids)
Biological process (GO): gene silencing by siRNA-directed DNA methylation; spliceosomal tri-snRNP complex assembly; mRNA splicing, via spliceosome
Cellular component (GO): catalytic step 2 spliceosome; U4/U6 x U5 tri-snRNP complex
Molecular function (GO): protein binding
Source: RefSeq, a predicted model, not a curated record